GCCACGCUGGAACGCACGAAGGGCGCCCUGGACUUCGAGAGUGCCGUGUACCACUGGACACAGCAGUUGCUUACGCGCAUGCCGUCUCCCACCGACGCCGGCACAAUACAACAAGCUAAAGUUGCCGCUCUUGCUUGGCUCGACUCCCACCCCAGAGAAGAGGUGGCGCCAGCGGCCAAAGCUUCCUACGACACCAUACGAAACGUGCGAUAUCGGUACGCUCGCCCUGGCGACGGCAACAUAUGCGAUCGAUGUGGAUGGGUCCCACCAGCAGGCAUUGUUCCGAGGGCCGCCAACAAGCUCUUCCACCACCACCGCCGCGACUGCCGCGGCUGCACGUACAAGCAGGCCGCCUCCGACAACAAGCUCGGCCCGGAUGCGCGUCGCACCGUGGCGGCCUUCCUGCAGAAAAACAACCAGGCGGCCAUACAGGCGGGGCGCGAGCGGAACUUGCGUCAGAGGAUGGCUCGCGCCCCCGAGGCUCUCCAGAACGCCGCCCACGACCUCGACACCACCGUGCCGUACUUCGUCUCCGAGUCCGGCGUCAACAGGUACAAGUUCCAGUGCAAGCACUGCCACCGGAAAAUGAAGCGUGCCGACGCCUUCUGUCGCACGCUGGAGGCCGCAUUCUCUGAGGUGAAGAAGGUGCCCGCGACGGUCAUGCAGGUGGCGGUCACGGUCUGGCACUCGAACGUGCAGGUGGCCCCGAACCAAGACGACCUCAGGAGUGCUCUACGACACGCGACCCGCAUGGACGCCGACGUCGUAGUGCUCACAGAGACUUACUGGGACGAGACGCGUGCGAAGGAGCGCGUAUCCGCGUGCUGCAGGUCGGGCCACGCCUUCGCAGGGGCCUCUCACACGACCACUCCGAACACAGCGGGCGUGGCCAUCUACGGUCCAGCAGGCACGCGUCGCGAUCCAUGGUGCUGGCCCACCUCCCUACGAGGCCGGGUAGCAUCAGCAGUGCUUCGCGCCGGCUCAACGGACGUCUUGAUCAUCGGAUCCGUGCACGGCCACUCCGGCACCAAGCGGGCAUCGAAGGCCGGCAGGGCCGCUCUCGCAGAUGCUCUCGCCGUGCGCGCUGCUGCCGCCGACCUACCCGCAGUCAUGGUUGCGGAUUGGAAUGCCCCGCCAGACGACGACGACGACUAUUCCUCCCUCGCGGACUGCACCAUCGACCACCGAGUUAUGGGCCACCUGGAUGCCCCCACGCAUACUGGCGGCAGGUGCAUCGAUUAUUCACGCAGCCGCAGUUUGACGACGCUCGAUGCCAAGCUCGGCCCACCUGUCUCGGGCGAGCUUUCAGCCAAGAGUCCAUCCGACCACGUCCGCCACCGCGCGGAAUUCGCCGCGGGCGCCGACGCCGACGUCGCCUCCCUACGACGCCACCACCCGCUGGCACCUCCCGCCUCCAAAGCCUUGUUGUUGGAAGCAUGGGGGCGCGCGGCCACCGCCACGCGCCUCGCCGAGGCGGCGGCCGAACAAGACCCGAGCACGCAUUGGCAGGCUUGGUCGGGUACCCUGGAGCUCAGCGCCGGUGCCCCCCAGCACAGCCUCACCAGGCCCGACGGCGACGACGCGCGGCGAUGGACCAAGGUGUGGAACUCUGCCGCGGACCACGCCAACACCGAGGAGCACCGACAGCCAGUCGCAGAACGGCGCUUCCGACGCGACUACCGGCGCUUCCUGCAGUACGGCAACAUCCAGGGCGAGGACGCGGCACUCAGCGCCUCCCUCGCCAAGAGCCUCGGCCCCCUGGUUUCCGACGGCUGCAUUCCCCACCCAUCCACCCACGACGACGCCGUCUGCAGCGUUCGACGGGCCAUCCGGGCCUUCGAGGAGGAGGUCAUCCAGUCCCGCUUGAACGAGUGCCUCGACCAGUAUUUCGCCGAGGCCGCCAGAUACGCGGCCCCAGUCCGACCGCGCGCGGAGCGCGGUGGAAAGCGGCGCCUCGAGUGGGGCAGGUUCACCGUUGCAGGCCUCAUGGCGGCAGCACGUGGUUGCCGGGGCACCGCAGCCGGGCCCGCGGACUACGACGCCGAUUUCCUGCUCUCGACGCCCACGCCUGCGCGGCAGCACUUGGCGGACCUCGCUGACAAGAUCAUGGGCGCGGGCAUCUGGCCGGACGCGCUCCGCGCGCAGAACGCGACCUUCAUUCCGAAGAUCUCCUCGCAGGCCGCCGUCGCCGCGCGCAUAGCCGACAACCUCCCGACAGUUGCAUGCGCCAGUGACCUGGCCAGCUGCUUCAAUCACAUCGACCCGUCUUCGGCGGAGCGAGCGGCGGUUCUUCGCGGCAUGCCGGACACGCGCGCUCUUUUCCUCUUCUCCGUGAACGUGGACAAGCCCACAAUGUUCCGCGGUGGAAAGUGCGCCAUGCGCGCCCCACCGCCAGACAGCGGUCUUGCACAGGGCGACCCGAGCUCUCCGCUGGGAGCGGCUGCGGUCGCCGCCACGCACAAGGCAAUCUUGGAGAGCACAGUCGACGGCCAGCAGCACUUCGACGCGCACGUCGACGACAGGGCGGCCCUGACCAACUCUUUGGAGGCAGACC
Molecule: messenger RNA, 2554 nt
Organism: Prorocentrum cordatum
Lineage: Eukaryota; Dinophyceae; Prorocentrales; Prorocentraceae
Source: the annotation of a GenBank genome assembly